This is a messenger RNA of Pelecanus crispus (Dalmatian pelican), 1654 nucleotides long. Lineage: Eukaryota; Metazoa; Chordata; Aves; Pelecaniformes; Pelecanidae. The record is from RefSeq and is a predicted model, not a curated record.
GAUCUGGUUAAGAAUAAGACUUGGGCUUUGAAGUGUUUGAGCAACAAGUGUUUGUGCUACUGCCCAAGUCAUGACACUCCCAUUUCGAAAGGACUUGGACAAGUACAAAGAUCUUGAUGAGGAUGAAAUUCUUGGCAAACUUUCAGAAGAAGAACUGAAACAACUGGAAACUGUUUUGGAUGAUCUUGACCCUGAGAACGCACUUCUGCCUGCAGGCUUCCGACAGAAAGACCAGACUGCUAAAAAGGCUUCAGGUCCCUUCGACAGGGAACGACUCCUUGCAUAUUUGGAGAAGCAGGCUCUUGAGCACAAAGACAGGGAAGACUAUGUGCCUUUUACAAGAGAAAAGAAAGGGAAAAUAUUUAUCCCCAAGCAAAAGCCUGUACAGUCUUACACAGAAGAAAAACUCUCUCUGGAUCCAGAAUUGGAGGAAGCCUUGACCAGUGCCACAGACACAGAAUUGGGUGACCUUGCAGCUAUACUGGGAAUGUCCAACUUGAUAACAAACAAUCAGUUCUGUGAUGUAGUAGGAAGCAGUAAUGGGAUUGACAAAGACAGCUUCUCAAAUAUAGUAAAAGGUGAAAAAAUGUUGCCUGUUUUUGAUGAACCGCCAAAUCCCACAAAUGUGGAGGAGACACUGCAAAGGAUUAAAGAUAAUGAUUCCCGCCUUGUUGAAGUUAAUCUAAAUAACAUUAAGAACAUACCAAUUCCAACGCUGAAAGAAUUUGCAAAAGCCUUAGAAACCAACACGCACGUGAAGAAUUUUAGCCUUGCAGCCACCCGAAGCAAUGAUCCUGUUGCUGUUGCUCUUGCAGAUAUGCUGAGAGUAAACACAAAAUUAAAAAGUUUAAACAUAGAAUCAAACUUCAUCACUGGAGUUGGAAUUUUGGCACUGGUCGAUGCACUGAAAGACAAUGAAACAUUGACAGAGAUCAAAAUUGAUAAUCAGAGGCAGCAGCUGGGCACAGUUGCAGAAGUAGAAAUUGCCAAGAUGCUUGAAGAAAACUCCAAGAUCCUAAAAUUUGGAUACCAUUUCACACAACAGGGACCUCGAGCCAGGGCAGCUGCAGCUAUCACAAAAAAUAAUGAUUUGGUUCGCAAGAGAAGGGUUGAAGGAGACAACUAGCAGAUCUUGUUGUCAAAACUGUGUGGAGAUUUCAAGGGUCGUCGAGGCACGCUCAUCACCGUGGGCUUUGACAAUCUUGGACUACAUUUACCUGGGUUAGAAGGGAAAAGACUGGAAACCCCGUUCCUUUCAAAGCAAAGCUAUGUUAAUAAUCUGCUGGUAUGCACCACGUUUUUCAGAUUGAGACACAGUAACUGCACCAGUCUCUGUACCAUAGUUUUUGAUUUUUUUUUUUAAAAAACUUUUUUGUAUUUCAAGACUUCGGCUGUGCUUUCUACUAAAAAUGUAAUUGCAAAUCAAUGGUAUAAUUGUCUGUAGUCAAAGAAUGGGACAUUGAAGAUCAUUGGGCAAAUAAUGACCCAGUUGAAAUGUUUGUUAGAAAAUCUCUGGGGUGCUUAUUUACAUAGAGGGGUGUGUAUAUUCUUGAAAACAAUGCAUUAGUGAGAAAGGAUUCUUCACACAACAGUUGGAUUCAUUGUGUAGAGCUGUUCAGCCUUGUUCAUAUGCACUGAAGAGAAAUCUUUCACA